UAAUAGGACUCCAGUUCAAUAGUCAACGAAGUGUGAACACUUACGUUAGUGUGCCAUCAGAACAGAACCGUGUAAAUUAGAAGAACCAGUUCCUCGUCGUCAAGUCGCUAUAAAGUUGUUUUGGAAUUAGUGCCGUCCAUCAGUUCUCACCACGCGAGCAGUGUGCAUAUUACUUUCAAUUAGCUUUGAUUAUAGCCAGACGUAUACAAUACAGUAAAUAAAAUGGCUACUAUUACUGAAGUCGGUGGAAUCAAGCUUGGAAAGCUGCUGAUCGAAGGCAAAACCAAGCAGGUGUACGACGUUCCCUCCAAGCCGGGCCACUCGAUCCUGCUGAACAAGGAUCGCAUUACGGCGCACAAUGGAGUGCGUGCGCACGACCUGGAGGGUAAAGCGAAAAUCUCCAACCAAACCAACGCGAAGGUGUUCGGGCUGCUGAACCGUGCCGGCCUCAAAACGGCCUUCGUGCAGAUGGUUUCGGAUAAUGCGUUCCUGGCGCGCAAGUGCGAAAUGGUACCGAUCGAGUGGGUAACCCGCCGGGUGGCCACAGGGUCCUACCUGAAACGGAACCCCGGCGUGAAAGAAAGUUUCCGCUUUUCACCACCGAAGCAGGAAACCUUCUACAAGGACGAUGCCAACGAUGACCCCCAGUGGAGCGAGGAGCAGAUCGUUUCGGCCGAGUUUAAGGUCAAUGGAGUGCUGAUCGGUCAAGAUGAGGUAGAUAUCAUGCGUCAGACUACGAUUCUGGUGUUCGAGAUCCUCGAGCGGGCCUGGGCUACCCGCGAUUGCGCACUGAUCGACAUGAAGAUCGAGUUCGGUGUCGACGAAGACGGUCAGCUGCUGGUGGCGGACGUCAUCGAUUCGGACUCGUGGCGACUGUGGCCCUCCGGCGAUAAGCGUCUUAUGGUCGAUAAACAGGUAUACCGCAAUUUGGCCUCCGUAACGGCUUCCGAUCUUGACACCGUCAAGCGUAACUUCCUGUGGGUCAGCGAACAGCUAGACAAAAUGGUCCCCAGCAAUGAUCACUUGGUGGUAGUGCUGAUGGGAAGUUCCUCGGACAAGGAGCACUGCGAAAAGAUUGCUCGAUACUGUCGGGAACUGGGCUUGAACGUAGAGUUGAGAGUCACAUCUGCCCACAAAGGUACCAAAACAACACUGCAGAUCGUCAACGGGUACGAGAGCCGUUACCAUAAUCUAGUCUUCGUCACCGUGGCCGGUCGAUCCAACGGCCUGGGACCGGUCUUGUCUGGCAAUACUAACUAUCCGGUAAUCAACUGUCCUCCGGUGAAGCCGGAAAACGUCGGGCAGGACGUGUGGUCCAGCUUGAAUCUGCCAUCCGGGCUGGGAUGCGCUACGGUACUGUACCCAGAGGCAGCCGCUUUAAAUGCGGCACAGAUUUUAGGGUUGAAUAAUUUCCUGAUCUGGGCCAAACUUCGCGUCAAGCAGUUGCACAAUUUUACGAGUCUUAUCUAUGCCGACAAGGGAUUCCGUGGAGUACGAAACGCGGAUAACGAAUAAAGAAAAUUAUUAUUAAAAUUAAUUAAAGGAACGUAUUAGUUUUAACAUGUUAUAUUUUAUAUAAAGCAAUAAAAUGACAGAGUGUAUA
Messenger RNA from Sabethes cyaneus, 1603 nucleotides. It is a transcript of the gene Paics, whose product is annotated as bifunctional phosphoribosylaminoimidazole carboxylase/phosphoribosylaminoimidazole succinocarboxamide synthetase. Gene Ontology annotation, molecular function: phosphoribosylaminoimidazolesuccinocarboxamide synthase activity. Bases 223 to 1515 code for a protein of 430 amino acids. The record is from RefSeq and is a predicted model, not a curated record. The transcript is spliced from 3 exons. Lineage: Eukaryota; Metazoa; Arthropoda; Insecta; Diptera; Culicidae. Gene Ontology annotation, biological process: 'de novo' IMP biosynthetic process.